Messenger RNA from Salmo salar (Atlantic salmon), 4565 nucleotides. Its product is annotated as segment polarity protein dishevelled homolog DVL-2. Gene Ontology annotation, biological process: canonical Wnt signaling pathway; intracellular signal transduction. Gene Ontology annotation, cellular component: cytosol. Gene Ontology annotation, molecular function: frizzled binding. The record is from RefSeq and is a predicted model, not a curated record. Lineage: Eukaryota; Metazoa; Chordata; Actinopteri; Salmoniformes; Salmonidae.
UUGGGAUUUCAGUUGGAUGUCCUGAACAGGGAAGGGGUACUAUGCUAUCUGUUGGGAUUUCAGUUGGAUGUCCUGAGCAGGGAAGGGGAUAUAGGGGCGUAAAGAUACGCCUGUGUAGCCUAUAACGUCACACGCCGCGUUGGCUACUAGCAGUGCAGGGAUAGCUUUGAGCCCCCUCUUUCCCUACCCAGUUGAUGCCUAAAAAGUUUUAGGAAACUCUACGAAUUUCAGCGUACCUGAGGGAAUUAAACUAUCGAACAAAAACUGGAAAGCGACCGAAUAAUUAAUGUAUGCAAGGACAGCUGCAAGUAAACAACCAACCGAAGGAUUUAAAUGGUCGCGAUUUCAGAAGUAGAAUAGUUUGCUGAGAGGGUAACUUUACGGUCAGACCUCGACGGUCAGACCUCGUCCUCUCGUCCUGUUCUAAUCGGUGUGUAAAGUUCUGAGGGACCGAAAAAGGCUGGCGAAAUGGCGGAAACCAAAAUAAUCUACCACAUAGACGAGGAGGAGACGCCGUAUCUGGUGAAGAUCCCUAUUCCUUCUGAAGACAUAACACUUUUGGAUUUCAAACAUGUUUUGAACAAGCCGAAUUAUAAAUUUUUCUUCAAAUCUAUGGAUCAGGAUUUCGGUGUGGUGAAGGAAGAGAUUUCGGAUGAUGCUGCCAAACUACCUUGUUUCAAUGGGAGAGUUGUGUCAUGGCUGGUAUCCUCAGACAGUCCCCUUGCGGAGCCCCCUCUUCCCCCGGUGGAGGUCUGUACGGAGUCCUUCCUCCCGUCUCCCCCCCUGCCUCCCCUCCCGGUGGAGAGGACAGGGGGCAUCGGAGACUCCAGACCCCCGUCGUUCCAUCCCAAUGUGGCGGGUAGUGUUGAGAACCUGGAUGAGCGUACUGAGACAGAGUCAGUGGUGUCAUUCAGAAGGGAGAAGCCCAGAAGGAGGGAAAGCAUGGAGCAGCAUGGGCCGCGGAUGAACGGUCAGAGCCGUCGGGAGCGCCACCUGGCAGGCUACGAGAGUGCCUCCACCAUCAUGAGCAGCGAGCUGGACACCACCAGCUUCUGUGACUCGGAUGAUGACACGAUGAGCAGGUUCAGCAGCACCACAGAACAGAGCACAGCCUCUAGGCUACUGAAGCGCCACCGCAGACGACGGAAGCAGCGUCCCACCAGGCUGGAGAGGGCGUCUUCGUUUAGCAGUGUGACAGACUCCACCAUGUCCCUUAACAUCAUCACUGUUACUCUCAACAUGGAUAAAUACAACUUCUUGGGCAUCAGUAUCGUGGGUCAGAGCAACGAGAGGGGUGAUGGGGGUAUCUACAUUGGCUCCAUUAUGAAGGGAGGGGCUGUGGCUGCUGAUGGGCGGAUCGAACCAGGAGACAUGCUGCUGCAGGUGAACGACAUCAACUUUGAGAACAUGAGUAAUGACGAUGCUGUCCGUGUGCUGAGAGAGAUUGUACAUAAACCUGGACCUAUUAUCCUGACAGUAGCUAAAUGCUGGGACCCCUCACCCCAGGGCUACUUCACCCUCCCACGCAUGUACACCCCCAUUGUUCUUCCAGAUGAGCCGAUCCGGCCCAUAGACCCGGCUGUGUGGGUGAGCCAUUCUGUGGCCCUGACAGGGGCCUACCCUCCCUACCCCGGCAGCUCCUCUCUCAGCACCAUCACCUCCAACUCCUCCGUGACCGAGACAGAGCGUGAGUCCCUCUGCCCGUCUCUGGCCCACAAAGGUUUUGAUGACUUCAACCUGUCCCUCCACUCUGACAUGGCGUCGGUGGCUAAGGCCAUGGCCUCCCCAGAGUCUGGUCUGGAGGUCAGAGACAGGAUGUGGCUCAAGAUCACCAUCCCCAACGCCUUCCUUGGUUCUGAUGUGGUGGAGUGGCUCUACCAACACAUUGAGGGCUUCCAGGACCGUCGUGAAGCCAGGAAAUAUGCCAGUAACCUACUGAAAGCUGGCUUCAUCCGCCACACGGUCAACAAGAUCACCUUCUCAGAGCAAUGCUACUACAUCUUCGGUGACUUCAGCGACUGUGAGAACUACAUGGCAAACCUCUCCCUGAAUGACAACGACGGUUCUAGUGGGGCCUCAGACCAGGACACCCUGGCCCCCCUGCCCCUCCCGGGGGCCACACCCUGGCCCCUGAUGCACACGUUCCCCUCCUACCAGUACACUUCCAACCCCUACUCCAGCCAGCCGCCCCCCUACCAUGAGCUUUCCAGCUACAGCUACGCGCCAGGCAGCACGGGGAGCCAGCAUAGCGAGGGGAGCCGGAGCAGUGGCUCCACCCGGAGCGAGGGAGAGAGACGGAGGGGAGGGAAAGGCGGAGGAGGGGUGGGCAGUACUAGCGGCCGGGAUGAGAAGUCACCGGUAGACGGAGGCAGGGACUCUCGCUCAGGAAGCGGCAGCGAAUCAGAGUAUUCUGUACGGAGCAGCCUGAGGAGGGGGGAACACGGAGGCUCGGCCACCCCCAGUGAACACAGCCACUAUAGCCACGUCAGCCAGCGCUCACACCACCGUGCACCCCCUCCACACCUCCAAUUCCCACAGGGCAUCCCCCUUUCAUACAACCCCAUGAUGCUUAUGAUGGUCCCCCAGCACCCUCACGUGCACCCACACACCCUCCAGGGCGUGGGGCAGACAGGGCCCUUGAUGUCGGGCCUGCCCCCUGGCACCACCCCCGGGGGACCUCCAGGGGCACCCCCAACCCGUGACCUGGGUUCUGUGCCCCCAGAGCUCACCGCCUCGCGCCAGUCCUUCCACCUUGCCAUGGGAAAUCCCAGUGAGUUCUUUGUGGACGUCAUGUAGGAGUGGAGACACUACAGAGGGCUGAGUCCCAAAUGGCACCUAAUUCCCUACAUAGUGCACUACUUUUGACCUGAGUCCAAUGAGCCCUGGUCAAAAGUAGUGCCCUCUGGGACUGACCCAGAGGCUGUAUAUAGGGAAGUUGGUGUCCAGAAUCAGAAGGAUGCACGCUGCAGCAUAAGGCAACAGAGCGGUACCAGCAACAUUCACAAGUUGCUUUGAUUCACUUGAACUCUUGGAAAGCUUUAAGAGCCUAAACCCAGCCCAGACCAUUCUCUUUCUUUGUGAUGUCAUUGGUUAACCAAGGUUUUAUUAGGUGUCUCCUCAUCUGACAGGAAUCAGUUACCUCUAGAUCUCUACCUUAUCUUACAAGCUGGUAAACAUCUAGAGGAAGCAAAGAUAAGUAAUUCCUGUCAGCUCAGGAUUCAGCUAAUAAAAACCUUAAAUUGAGUUUCAUCAAGGGUAAUAGGAAUAACCUAUAUUUCUCUGUUGUUCAGACAGGAACAUAGGUCAUUACGUCAAUUUGUACAAUAUGAAAACAGAAUAAAUUUCACUUCAAGUAAUUGUACAUAAUUCAAUGUGCCACGCCAUUAUGACCACUGUCACAUAGCUGUGAUCAUGUUUUAGAACCUCCUACUUAGGAGGUUAAUUGUUGUGGUGUUCUUGGAAUAUGGUACUAAAACACUACCAGCUGGAGAAAAAGUGUACAUCAUUUAUCUGUUAAUUGAAAUGGAUGAAUUCAUGCAUUCCCAUUUGAUCUACUGACAUACAGCAGUAGGGAUGUUUUUAUGAGAAGUUCUGUUGGGUUUGUGUUUACAUGCACUCACGCUCAGGGCCUGUAUUCACAAAGCAAGUAGGUAGGCUGAUCUCGGAUCAGGUGCCCCUGUCCAUAUAACUGUAUUCAUUAUGAUUUGACAAGACUCUGAUAUGAUUUAUGAAUAAGGGCCCAGGUAUUGUGGAGGCCUCCUGUCCUCUGCGGUAACUGUUGAGCCCCCUGAUACUGUUGUGAUUUGCGCCUUACUGGUCAGUCAGCUUGAUGCAGUGUGUGAAUUGGGCCGGUACACACAGGUACUGAUUACAGGCCCCUCAAAUACUGUACUGCUUUAGUACUGGCCACUCUUAUCUUGGCUUAAAUAUAUGAUGAGUACUGGCACCCAAAAUGACUACUGUACCGGCACCUAUUUCAGUUCACUUCAAGCACUGGGUGGAUGACUGGGAGAUGGAAGCUGGUACAGACCGACAGACUGAAGUAUUUGGGAUAGCAGUUGGUGAGGGUAAAAUAAUGUAGCCUGGUUAAACCAGACUGAAUGCUAUGCUCUCACCAUUGUUUUGAGUGCUGCAUUCAGUCUGGUUUAACCAGGCUACAAAAAAUGAAAAAUAAACAAAUACAAAAUAGUUGAUAUAGCUCUGAUCUCACACUCCUACCCACAUUUUGUUUUUUAACUGAGUGACAUACACCUUUUUUUAUGUAUACAUUUAUAUAAUUGUAUUAAAGGUGCUUGAUGAAGAGAAUAGUUAUGUUUCUUAGUAUGGCACAGUCAGUAAUGCAUUGUCAUAUUUGCUUGUUUGUCACUUUUACAUUUGUACAUUUUAGUCAUUUAGCAGACACUCUUAUCCAGAGAGACUUAGUGCAUUCAUCUUAAGAUAGCUAGGUGGAACAACCACAUAUCAGUCAUAAUAAGUACAUUUUUCCUCAAAGUAGCAAAGUCUGCGCUAGUAAGGGGGAAAUUGCAAUUGUAUUACAGUUUAAAUACAACUCUACCAAAUUUAAA